Molecule: messenger RNA, 2243 nt
Organism: Gigantopelta aegis
Lineage: Eukaryota; Metazoa; Mollusca; Gastropoda; Neomphalida; Peltospiridae
Product: probable flavin-containing monoamine oxidase A
Exons: 11
Coding region: 105-1673 (522 amino acids)
Molecular function (GO): oxidoreductase activity
Source: RefSeq, a predicted model, not a curated record
GAUUGGCUUCAUGCGUUAUAACCACGUGAUUCAUCUCAGACACGCAAAGACAGGAGUGGUUCCAUGUGGUAGCGGACUGGUGGACUCGGUGGGUCAGUAUAAGCAUGGAGGCGUUCGAAGUGGAUGUCGUGGUUGUUGGAGGCGGCUUGUCUGGUCUUGCUUCCGCUUACUACUUGCUGAAAAAAGACCGGGGGUUGCGUGUACUCGUGCUUGAAGCGAAAGACAGAAUUGGUGGCCGCACUGAAACCAAUCAGUUGUUAGCUGCAGAUGGAACAAAAGAUUUCUGGGAUUUGGGAGGGGAAUGGGUCGGACGGCCACAGAUCCAUCUGCAGUUCUUGCUGAGGAAGUUUCACAUGGACACGUUUAACCCAGUGGCCCCUCACACCAAGGCCCGCACACUGACCGGCCCUAAAAUAGCCUGGAGGACUCGACUCGACAUCCUCCAGUUCUCUUGGAAGCUGGAAAAGUUCAAGAAGACACUUGUUGGAAUUGAUAUUUCAGGCUCAGUGGAAGCGCUCAAGUGGGACGGCAUAACUUUUGAGAAGUACCGGGACGAGAACCUUUGGACUGUAGAUGGUAAAGAUCUUGUGGAUGCUGCGUGUCGCUGUAUGUUUGGUCUGUCGCCGUCGGAAAUGACCCUGCUGUACUUCCUCAAGUACAUCAACUCUGCAGGGGGUCUGAACAUUUUCUUUCAACCAGCAGAAUACACCGGUCGAGAGUGUCGCGUAAAGGGAGGUGUACAGCAGCUAGCAACUCAUCUAAUGAAUAAAAUAGGAAAGAGGAAUGUCAGAAUGAACCAGCCAGUCACACACAUAGUUCAGACUGGCAGUACUGUGACGGUGAUCACAGAUAACAGACUACAGGUCCAGUGUCAGAGAGUUGUAAUGGCUAUACCACCUCACCAUGCUGCGGCAAUUAAAUAUACUCCACCUCUCCCAUCCACAAAGCUGAAUCUUUUACGGUCGGUGCCCAUUGCAUUUCUUGUCAAGUUCGCGAUUACGUUUGACGAGGCAUUUUGGAUGAACAAUGGCCCAAACUGGAGAACGUUUGGAUUUCAGUCUGUGUUAGACGACGUUGAACUAGGACCUGUGGGCAUUGUGUAUGAUGCUACGUCUGCUCGCGGAAAUCCUGCUCUGGCUGGAUUUCUUUCUUCAGCUGUUUGUCUUGAGGAAGAUUUAACGAGGAGGCAGAACAGUAUUUUAGAUUUACUGGAGAGUGUGUUAGGACCGAAUGUUCGAAAGUUCAUAGACUUCUCGCAGAAAGAUUGGAGUAAGGAGCCCUUCAAUGGAGGAUGUUUUCUGAAAUCUCUGAUUCCCGGGACAACGAAGUACUUCAACCAAGACCUCAGAGAACCAUUUGAAAGGAUUCAUUUUGCUGGUACAGAGAUGGCGACUAUUUGGUGUGGGUUUAUGAAUGGUGCAAUACAGUCGGGAUUCCGAGCCGCAACGGAAGUCCUUUCUCAUGUCCGACCGCAGAUAAUUACCUCCCCUGAUCCUGGAAUGCAACAUUUUGAUAGUGACAGUCAGUCAAGUGUUUCCAGCUAUCUCCGAUGGGGUUUACUUUUCACAGCAGGGGUCGGUGCAGUGUCUGUCGCCUAUUUGUUGUGGACAUCGGAGAAAUCGACAGCAAGAAGUUUGGCAAAUUCUAUACGACUUGUGUUAGAGUCAAAAUAACCAUUUUCGUUUGAUUAUCUGUGGUAAAUGAUAAACUAUUUAAGUGGUUUAUUAUCAGAAGUAUACACAUUGUUUUUAUACUUCAUGAUACAAUAGAUAGGGCAUUUGUUUUUAGCUAUAACAUCUGCUGGAAGUAGGACAAAAUAGGUAAUUGAAUUUCAAAAGGUAACAUUAUGUAAGGAUAGAUAUUUUAUAGAUGAAAUAUUUAUGGCAAUAUUUUUUUCAUCACCUUGAAGUCAAAAGGGGGAGGUAAUAGUGUUACUUUUUUUGACAGUUGCAGGGAUUUGCAUUUAUCUCAUUUUUCUCUUUCUCACAAACUACAAGUCCUAGAUCAGUCAAACAUAGGUUAUGGUUUCACAUACGAUUGCAGCUGAUUAUAUAUUUUGUAAAUAAAAUUGUUCAUUAAUUAAAGAAUUUAAAAAAAAAAGAGAUUAGUGAAUUAUAAUUCACAAAUUAUUUUUGUAAUGAAAUGUAAUCCAUUAAAAAAAAAUGUUUUAACAUGGUUUUAGAUAAUGUCAUAAGUGCAGCUAUGAAUGAAUGAAUGAAUGAAUGUUUAACGACACCCCAGCA